Messenger RNA from Nasonia vitripennis (jewel wasp), 2628 nucleotides. RefSeq lists its product as uncharacterized. The transcript has 3 exons. Lineage: Eukaryota; Metazoa; Arthropoda; Insecta; Hymenoptera; Pteromalidae. The record is from RefSeq and is a predicted model, not a curated record. The coding region runs from base 130 to 912 and encodes 260 amino acids. Gene Ontology annotation, molecular function: nucleic acid binding; zinc ion binding.
ACGUCCAAUACUUUCUAAAUAUAAGCUUAUAAAAUUGUACAAUAAAUUGCAGUUAAAUCCAAGGCUGAAGAAAAGGAGUUGAAACUGCUGGAAAGGGAAUUGGCCGAAAUUCAUGCUGCGGGAGAAGAAAUGUUUCUUUCGUACUGCACUUCGGAAAAAUGUCAGGAAGAAGAAAGGACAGAAAUUACGAAAGUUGGAGAUCCGAAAAACAAAAGAUUCUUUGAUUUCAAAAGUCCGAAAGUGAAUGUAUUCUUGAAGGAAGUUAAAGACUCGAAAGAAAUGAAAGAUUUAAUGAAAGAAAUUCAGGAUAAAAUGAAAGUUGUGGCGGACAGUUUCGAAAGCAGAUUGAAAGAAAUGGAAAGAAAAGCGGAAGCCGAAAUGAAACGAAAGUUGGACGAGAUGAAUGAUCUGCUUAAAUGUUCUCGUGAAGAAUUUGAUCAACUGGUGGAGUAUGGAAACCAGACCAAAGGAUUUAUGUCCGAACAUCUGAUCAAAGUAACAUCAACUGGUCGAGCAGGCUCAAUGCCAGACAUGUCCGGACGAUACAAAGCUAACGAAAGCGAGACUGGAACCACGCAAGCACCUGGAAGUGUGAUGACAGCAGCCACCAAAUGCUUUAACUGUGGCGAGUAUGGACAUUUGGGAUGCGAUUGUCCAAGGCAGGGCACGAACCUUAAGAUGUGCUACGAAUGCAGACAAUUCGUGACGCAUAGAGUUGCACAGUGUCCACUUCGGAUGUCCAAGUCGAAAGAGAAAAGGUAUGGAAAUAAAAAUUAUAAUAAUCGAGGUAGUCGUGGUAAUAGAAGGGGUAGAGGCGGUAAUAAUUAUCGUAGUGGUACAAAACGUCCGAGUGAAAGUCAGAACGAUUCGAAUGCUAAAAGAGGUCGAUUCAACAAUAGAGAGAAAUCGUAACUCUGUUUUCAACCGUUAAUUUAUCACAUAUUCCACGGAUAUAUUUAAAGCAAACAUACUUUUUCUGAAGUAUUUUUUUCUCUACUUUCCAUUUCUGGUAUCAGAAUUGCGUAUUUUUAACUCAAAAAUCCAAUAUGGCGACGUUUAAAAGAAAAAAUGCAAAAUUUCGAUACUUUUUUUUUUUAAAUCCAAUUUCUUGUUGUGUUAACGUUGAGGACGGAACUUUAUUUUUCAACUAUGAGUGCAUAAAUGAGUUGUACUUUAAAUUCAGUUUGGUCCCGAAUCCAGAAAUUCAAUAUGGCGACUAGAAAACGGUGCCUGAAGCGCAAAAUUUUGCCCAAACUGUCACGAAUUUUUUUCACGAAUAUAAUGCAUUCGACGAAAAAAUCAAUAAGAAUAAAAAGUGCUUAGAAUCAAUCAAGGAAUAUGUCUAAAUUUUUUCACUGAGUUUUGAGCAACUUUUUUAUUUUUGCCAAUUGGCAAUUUAUGACAAAUUGUUAAAAUUCAUCGAAUCGUCUCGAAAAAAUUCAGAUAUACUUCUUGGUCAAUUCUAAGUACUUUUUAUUCUUUAACUUUUUCUUAUAUAACGCUUUGUUUUUGAGUAAAAAAUCAAAAACCUUAAAAUUCUUAAGAUUUUUUGAAAUUCAAAAAAAAAAAUCAAAAACUUCAAAAUGUUUUGUUCCAUAUGCACUUUUUGGUCAAUUAUGAGCAAAUUUACUUCAAAUUUGUGCCCGAGUAUCUGUCACAUUCCAGAUGAUAUGAUUUUCGCAUUGAAAAAUUCUCAUUUCUUAGCCGUUGAUGUACAACGUUUCCCGACACUUACCGCGUGGAGGUGAAUGAGUCAAAGCAUCUUGUCUUUUUUUUUAUCUUUUUAUUUAUUUUUUUUUUCGUUUUUUAUUAGGGUUUUAUUUAUGUUUUUGAUUUUUUAUAGUUUUAUAAUUUUUAUUUUUUUUAGGAACUGUUAUGAUUUUUUAUAAAACACGUUUUACAAUAAAAAUUAUUGCAUUUUUUGCAAAAUUUGUUUGUCCUAAUGACACAUGGCUUGCAACAGCAGAGCUUCUGUUGUUUGAGGGAUACUGUUUCAUGAACAAUGUCAUCAACUUUAGGUCUAGUCAGAUAGUAUUUCACAAUAUCCAUCAGAAAUUCUUUUGAACUUUUUUUGUGACUUGGAUUAGCACAAUUAUAAAGUACUACUGCAUUGGUGACAGCGGCCUGAAGUAAUCUAAUAAAAACCACCCACGUCCACUUUUUUGAUCGAAUGCAUGGCAAUUUUUUAAGGUUUUUGAUUUUUUACUCAAAAACAAAAUAUAAGAAAAAGUUAGAGAAUAAAAAGUACUUAGAAUUGACCAAGAAGUAUAUCUGAAUUUUUUCGAGACGAUUCGAUGAAUUUUUCCAAUUUGUCAUAAAUUGCCAAUUGGCAAAAAUAAAAAAGUUGCUCAAAACUCAGUGAAAAAAUUUAGACAUAUUCCUUGAUUGAUUCUAAGCACUUUUUAUUCUUAUUGAUUUUUUCGUCGAAUGCAUUAUAUUCGAGAAAAAAAUUCGUGAAAGUUUGGGCAAAAUUUUGCGCUUCAGGCGCCAUUUUCUAGCCGCCAUAUUAAAUUUCUGGAUUCGGGACCAAACUGAAUUUAAAGUACAACUCAUUUAUGCACUCAUAGUUGAAAAAUAAAGUUCCGUCCUCAACGUUAACACAACAAGAAAUUGGAUUAAAAAAAAAAA